Bactrocera dorsalis (oriental fruit fly) is the source of this 1571-nucleotide messenger RNA. RefSeq lists its product as uncharacterized. NCBI's taxonomy places the organism in Eukaryota, Metazoa, Arthropoda, Insecta, Diptera, Tephritidae. Bases 467 to 1216 code for a protein of 249 amino acids. Gene Ontology annotation, molecular function: zinc ion binding; nucleic acid binding. The transcript has a single exon. The record is from RefSeq and is a predicted model, not a curated record.
GAGCAGGGACCCUGCGGAUCGUAUAUUAUCAGGAAAACGACAUUUAGUACGGAGAUGGCAGAUCUCAUGUGGUUAGAUAACGUGUCCAAGGAGCAACUAAUCUCCUUCGCACAGAGUCUGGGAGUUGACCACAUAGGCACCACGCGGGAGAUUCGUAAGCGGGUAACUACAUUGGCAGCCAAGGCGCACGGAGACCCGGAAGUAGAAGAACAAUUUUUAAAAAUGGAAGCUGCAUACAAAGCAGGUGAGAUCGCUUCACGAGACGAAGGCGAUCAGAGGUACCGCGAGCACUUUCGCAGAAUCAUCACGGCUACAGCCGCCACAAAUCAACAGGUUACUUCAACAGAACCACAUUGUUACAUUCGCACCCAUCAUUGACCAGGUGAGGAAGUGGUCCGUGAAAUACGACGGCGGGCGAGACCCAUUAGCGUUUGUCGAGAGAUUAGAAGAGCUCUCCGAAGUGUACAUGGUGAAUAUGGACAUUCUUCCAAGAGCCAUGCCCGAAUUAUUGUGCGGUACCGCUCUCCAAUGGUAUCGCAACAAUAACGAACAUUGGGAGAGUUGGACAACCUUCAAAAAGGACUUUCUGCGCUUCUUCCUACCAGCACGUUACUUCGAACGCCUCGAAGAUAACAUACGGCAGCGAAGACAACACGUUCGAGAAAAAUACAAGGACUACGUUCUAGCUAUGCAGAGCUUAAUGCGACACGUUGGGUAUAAUCCGGAAGAGCGGCUGGAAAGAAUUUUUCGGAAUAGUCACACCGAUUAUUUGCUCUACAUUCAGCGGCGAGAUUUCGAGACGCUGGCUGAACUCAUCACACUGGCAGAAGAGUACGAAGGGAUAUAUGAAGGGCAACGACGAGGAGUAGAGCCACCUCGACGCGAGAUGACGAGACACAUUAUAGGUGACCACGAGGCGAGACAUGCAAGUAGGCCGUUACCACGUCCACCACAACACCACGCAACGGUAGAGGCGUAUCGCCAGCAACCAUCUACGAGUAGAACCUUUAGCCCUGGAAAUAUAUGCUUCAGAUGCGGUCAGGAAGGUCACUAUGCUAGGGAAUGCCGUAAUCCCAAGAAAUUGUGUUGCAGGGAGUGUGGCCGAGCGGAUGUGCUAACGAAAGAAUGUUGUCAUAAACAACAGGGAAACGACCAAGGGUUUCGCCAAAGACAAGGCGCGGCGAACCCACGGGACUCAGCGCCGAACAACCAAUAAUUAUGCAUCAGGAACGCGGCCGGCUAUACGCCCUAAUCACGCUGGGCGGAGAACCGGCGGAAGCCGUCAUCGACACCGGCGCUUCGAAAAGUUUUAUAUCACCACGAGUUGCAGAACAUAUGGACGCAACCGGGAACAGUAAGAAGGUGACCGUAGCUAUCGAGAUACAAAUGGCCGAUGGCACCACCAGCAAGAUUUUCGACGCCGUGGAGACCACCAUUCAACUCGGACAGACAUCGCUAAAGGCAGUGUUACACGUGAUGCCCGGAGCGAUUGAUGACGUCAUACUUGGAUUGGAUACACUGGGGAACAUGGGAGCUAUAGUGUCCUGCGGAGGUCACCAGGUAGUGCUGAA